CAGCUAGCCAUUGCACACGUAGCGCAAGGAACCAAGACCGCCAUGGCCACCCCUCCUGCUGCAACCCUCUUCUUUUCUCCGGCGAUGACGCCGGCCCCUCGGAAGCCAUUGCUCCUCCUCUCCCUCUCACUCCCCGUCCUGCUCCUGCUCUUCUCCCUCGUCUUCCUCCUGUCGCACACCACCUUCAGCCUCCUCCUCUGCCCCCUCCUCCCGCAGUCGCCUUCGAGGUCAGCAAAUGCCACGACCACCACUUCUCCUCCCAGUGCUGCUGCUACUAGCCUCGAUGCCUCCAUGGACAAGACCCUGCGAGCAUUCCAUUUAUCCUCAUCGCCGCCAUCGCCUCCUCCUCUGGUGGUCGUCAAGACGACGAACAGCAAGAAGGCGUCCACGAAGAAGCGGAACAAGAGCCUAGUGAAGCUCCUGCUGAGGCAGACGCCCCGGACGCGCCGGUUCGCGUCGCGCGCGGCCGAGCUCUUCGCUCCGCAGCCACCGGCGCGCCCGUGCGCGCGCCGGUUCUUCAUGACGUGGCUCUCCCCGCUGGAGCAGUUUGGCAGCCGGGAGCCCCUCGUCCUGGAGACCCUCUUCCGGUGGCACCCGGACGCCUGCGUCCUCAUCGCCUCGGACACCAUGGACUCCCCCGACGGCGCCACCAAGCUCAGCCCGUUCGCCGACCGCGGCUUCCGCGUGGCCGCGCUCUCCCCUGACCUGGCGCACCUCCUGGCCGGCACCCCCGCCGAGCCCUGGCUCGCCUCGGUGCGCCGCGGGGAAGUCAGCCCCGGCAGCGUGCCCCUGGGCCAGAACCUCUCCAACCUCCUCCGCCUGGCUCUUCUCUACAAGUACGGCGGCGUGUACCUCGACGCCGACGUCGUCGUGCUCAGGCCUUUCAUGGAGCUCGGCGCCCGGAACGCCAUCGGCGCGCAGGCCGUGGACGCGGCCACGGGGGAGUGGACGCGGCUCAACAACGCCGUCAUGGUGUUCGACCGCCCGGGCCACCCGCUGCUCCGCGAGUUCAUCGCCGAGUUCGCCGCCACGUUCGACGGCAGCAAAUGGGGCCACAACGGGCCGUACCUGGUGUCGAGGGUGGUGGCGAGGCUCCGGGGACGGAUGAUGCCGUGGCUCGGCGUCACGGUGCUGCCGCCCCGGGCGUUCUACCCCGUGGACUGGAACAGGAUCGGCGGGCUCUUCGUUUCGCCCAAGGACAGGAAGGGCGAGAAGUGGGUGAAAGCCAAGGUGGAUAGCAUCAAAGGCAAGAGCUUUGGCAUCCAUCUGUGGAACAGGGAGAGCAGGGGGAUGGAGGUGGAGGAGGGGAGCGUGAUCGGAAGAUUGAUUGCGGACAGCUGCUUGUUCUGCAAUUCCUCCAUGCAAGGGUACCUCAAGGGGAAAAGUGUGUCCUGAAUCAACAUGAUUUCAUACUCCGGUGCUUGAGAAGUGCCUCGGCCGUUCAAGAUGGGUGCAUGUGCAUCCAACGGUACCAGAGUACCAGAGUGCUCCUGGUACAGCUUCCCCAUCCCGAUCAAAGAAACGAAGGUACGAUAACUUUUUGGCGCCUGGCCGGAAACACUCACCUUGGGACCCUGAAUUGGGAGCCACCGUGAGAGGUUCCCUCCCUCUAUUUUUCUGGUUUUUCUUCCUUGUUUUGCACCUUCGGGUGUUGUAAUUAAACUCCUGCUAUAAUAUGAAAAGCCAGCAAUUGCUGGAUCUUUGAGAAAAAAAGAGAGGCUGUAUCGUUGAAGUUCCUCGACCAUUCAAGAUGGCUUCGUUUGGUUCGGAUUGAACCAAUUCAAUACGAACCAGGAGAACAUGGAAACCACACCACUUGCUCUAUAUCACUAGCAUAUUCCUUUUUCUUUUUGAAAAAAUGGUACACUUGUAAUGAGUUAUCAUCAAAUUAUAUAAUGAAUUCUUCAUCAACUA
Brachypodium distachyon (stiff brome) is the source of this 1914-nucleotide messenger RNA. RefSeq names its product lactosylceramide 4-alpha-galactosyltransferase. Lineage: Eukaryota; Viridiplantae; Streptophyta; Magnoliopsida; Poales; Poaceae. The transcript has a single exon. The record is from RefSeq and is a predicted model, not a curated record. Bases 43 to 1395 code for a protein of 450 amino acids.